AGUUUAGCUGUUAUUGGCCAAAAGUUUCCGCCCCCUCAGGGAACUUGACUUUCCAUUGGCCAGUCCUUAGUCACAUGACCUUCCUUUCUCGGGGCUGUGAAGCUGGAGAGCCAGCAACAAGUUCAGCUGAAGACUGAAGCAAGAGCUGGGUCAGGUGGCAGCCUCAGUAGCCUUGGGGACCUCAGCAACUAUGGCCUCCUGCCCAGACUCGGACAAUAGCUGGGUGCUUGCCGGCUCAGAGAACCUGCCUGUGGAGACCCUGGGCCCUGAAUCCAGGAUGGACCUAGAAUCCGAGAGAGCUCCCCAGGCCCCUUGGAGUCCCUCCAAGGCAGCUGCUGAGGAAUUAGCUGGGACCUUGGAUGGAGAAGAGACCCUGUUCCAGAGUGAGAGCUCCCAGUCCAGACCCGUUCUGCCAGAGGAGACUGAGGCCAAGGGUGUCCUGGAAGGUGAUGAUCGUGGAAUGGAGUCCCCUGGCUCAGGAGACACAGAGGUCCAGGGAGACUUGGAGGAGACCCCCGAGGCAGUAGGCCUGGGACUGGACACACAGGACCUGGAGGAUCAGAGUCCCCCCAACAGCCUGCUCUCAUCCCCCCAAACAGCUUGGAUCAGGGAGGAGGCCCACUGCUCCAGCAGUGAGGACGACACCGACAUGGAUGUGGAGGGUCUGCGGAGACGGCGGGGCCGGGAGCCCAGCACUCCUCAGCCUGCGGCCCCCCUGGGUGUGGAGGACCAGGCCGGGGGUGAGGGUGCGGGCAGGGAGCUGGGCAUCUCCCUCAACAUGUGUCUCCUCGGGGCCCUGGUUCUGCUGGGCCUGGGGAUCCUCCUCUUCUCCGGUGGUCUCUCAGAGGCUGAAAGUGGGCCCAUGGAGGAAGCAGACCUGCAGGUCUUCCCAGAUACCGGCUUGGAUACUGAGAUGCUGGAGGCUGAGGGGGAUGGGCAGGAUGGGCUAAAGCAGCAGCUGCCGACCUCAGCGCCCCCUGACAGUGUUCCCAGCCUGCAGAACAUGGCGCUUCUGCUGGACAAGCUGGCCAAGGAGAACCAGGAUAUCCGGCUGCUGCAGGCCCAGCUGCAGGCCCAGAAGGAAGAGCUUCAGAGCCUGAUGCAUCAGCCCAAAGGGCUGGAAGAGGAGAAUGCCCGGCUCCGAGGGGCCCUACAGCAGGGCGAGGCCUCCCAGCGGGCCCUGGAGUUAGAGCUGCAACAGCUGCGUGCCCAGCUCCAGGGCCUGGAGGCUGACUGUGUCCGGGGCACAGAUGGGGUGUGUCGCUAUGGGGGCAGAGGCCUGCGGGCUGGCAGGGUCACCAAGGAGCAAGGCCCAAGGGGGCAGGUGCCAAGCCCUGGCUUCUUGGAGCAGAAGAAACAGCUAGAGGCUGAGGCCCAGUCAUUAAGGCAAGAGUUGGAGAGGCAGCGGCGGCUGCUGGGGUCUGUGCAGCGGGACCUGGAGCAGAGCUUGAGGGAUGUGGGCCGAGGGGACCCAGCCCAUGCUGGCCAGGCCGAGGUUGGUCACAGGCUGGCCCAGAAGCUGCAGGGCAUGGAGAACUGGGGCCAGCGCCCCGGGGUCCCUGCCAAUGCCUCAGAGGCCUGGCGUCAGGAGCCUCACUUCCAGAGUUCCAGGGAGUGGAGCGGAAAGGAAAAGUGGUGGGAUGGGCAGAGGGACCGGAAGACUGACCACUGGAAACAUAAGAAGGAGGAAUCUGGCCGGGAAAAGAAGAAGAGCUGGGGGGGUGAGGAGGACAGGGAGCUGGCGGGGAGGUGGAAGGAGGGCAAGCCAUGGGUGGAGGAGUGGGCUAGCAAGAAGGACAGCAAGCAACAGGGUUCUAAGGAGCCCCCCAGGAAAAGUGGCAGCCCCCACUCCUCCAGAGAAAGGCAGAAACACCCUCAGUGGAAGGAGGGGGCUAAAGACAGGCAUGACCCCCUGCCACUCUGGGCAGAGCUGUUGAGGCACAAGUACCAGGCACCCCAGGGCUGCUCGGGUGUGCACGAGUGUGCCCGUCAGGAGGGCCUGGCCUUCUUUGGCAUGGAGCUGGCCCCUGUGCGGCAACAGGAGCUGGCCUCUCUGCUGAGGACGUACCUGGCGCGGCUGCCCUGGGCCAGGCAACUGACCGAGGAGCUACCCCUUUCUCCUGCUUACUUUGGUGAGGAUGGUAUCUUCCGCCACGACCGCCUCCGCUUCCGGGACUUUGUAGAUGCCUUGGAGGACAGCCUGGAGGAGGUGGCAGUGAGACAGACAGGUGAUGAUGAUGAGGUGGAUGACUUUGAGGACUUCAUCUUCAGCCACUUCUUUGGAGACAAAGCACUGAAGAAGAGGUCUGGGAAGAAGGACAAACACUGGCGGAAACCCAGAGUUGUGGGGCCCAGGGAGGAACACAGCCACCAGCGCCAGGGCUGAGGCCCCGUGCUGUCUGUCCCCUGGGAACCGUUAAACUGCCACCUCCCUUGGCUCGUUUGGUGUCCUUGGAUAUCCUUCACCGAGGAGAGCGGAAAUCACCCAGCCCCGAACUGAAACCACUUUUGCUAGAAAAAGGUCUUAGCUGGACCUGCCUUGCUAUCUAUGCAAAUGUAUGCAAAUGCUCAGGACCCUGGGCCGUGACCCUUGCAGCCUGAUUGUGUCACGCCAGUGUGAAGGGGGGAGGGGAGAGAAGCCUGUUUUUUUGGGGGUGGGGUGGAGGUAGAGGGGAUGGGGGCAAUUCUAAUUCUGAAGCCAGAGAGCUUUCCUCCGUGUGUGUGUGUGUGUGUGUGUGUGUGUGUGUGUGUGUGUGUGUGUGUGUCGGGGAGGGGGAGAGUGGGCUCCUUGGCUGCACGCACUGACCCGGGCCCCCUGGGAUUUGACUAGCCUGGCUGGCUGGGGGCCCAGCAUGAGGGUUUCCCCUGGCGUUUUGUUAGAUUUGGAAGGAGCUGUCCCCAGGGGGGUACAACCCCCUUUUAAGCCUUGCUGCUCACCUCCACACGUGAACUGUAGACUCAGAUCCCAAUAAAAUGCUGUUGGAGCUGUGA
Orcinus orca (killer whale) is the source of this 2991-nucleotide messenger RNA. It is a transcript of the gene PBXIP1, whose product is annotated as PBX homeobox interacting protein 1. The record is from RefSeq and is a predicted model, not a curated record. The transcript has 11 exons. The coding region runs from base 191 to 2386 and encodes 731 amino acids. Lineage: Eukaryota; Metazoa; Chordata; Mammalia; Artiodactyla; Delphinidae.